AUGCGUGUCACAGGUACCGAGACUCGUAGCCUCCUGGAUUGGCUAUCUACUGGAAGCAGUUUCCACUGCUUAUGGCAGCCUUUGGCAGGAAAGUACAGUGGGUUGUUUCACCUGAUUAAUAGCACGUAUGACAGCUUUAUAGUGCCACCCUAUUUUGGUGUUGUGUUCUUCACUGCUCGGGUAUUGGAUGCCACAUGCAUUUGGGCUGCUGCUUUGGACGGCGACCUCAACAAGGUCAGAUCCUUAAUUCGGAAAGGAACCGACCCCAACCAGACUGACAACUUUGGAUACACAGCUCUGCAUUACAGCAGUCGUCACGGUCAUGUUCCUGUAUGCCGCUUCCUGUUGGAGAAUGGAGCUGACAGCAACUCUCAGACACAUGGUGGUAGCACAGCUCUGCAUCGGGCAGCAUAUUGCGGUCACCUUGAAGUGGUAAAACUACUUCUAGAGUUUGGUGCUGACCCCGCUAGGACAGACUCAGAUAGAAGGACAGCACUCCAUAAGGCUGCAGAGGGUGGACAAAGAAAUAUGUACCACUUCCUGUUACACCACUACAAUACUCUUGAAGACAUGCGUGAUGGCAGAGGCCUGACUGCUGCUGAUCUAGCUCCAUCAGAACUCUACCAUCUUACCAGGAGCGCUGCUAGAACAACUGCAGCUUAGGACGAAGAUUGCUUAUCGCCCUUCUGUGACUGCAGUGCACCAACAGUGAAGGCAUUGAGGUCCCUCCGGCCUGCCAGGGACAGCCAGAAAACAGUUUAAAUAAUAUCUGUAAAAAAACAGUUACACUAAAAAUGGCACCGAGCAAUGGCACUGGUGGAGGACCUGUGAACUAGCAGCCCCAUUGAGGAGCUUCACAAACUCUCCGCAUUAGUAACAAGUCUUUCAGGAUGGGGUGAAUCCCAAACCCCUAUGUUAAGUUCAAUGUUUUGUUUUUUAAAAAAGGGAGAUGGAGAUUUUCAAUGCCCUCUUCUAUUCAGCAUUCUGCACCUUGGGUUCGGUUUCCUCAUCCAUCUUUUUUUCUGAAAACAAAUGACAGUGAAAAAACAGUUAGACAUUUCUUACUGUAUCGCCUAUUAAGCCUUUCUAGUCAAAGAGGGUCGAUUUUACCCAAUAAAGCGUUUUUUUCCCUCA
Bombina bombina (fire-bellied toad) is the source of this 1134-nucleotide messenger RNA. RefSeq names its product ankyrin repeat domain 39 (gene ANKRD39). The transcript is spliced from 6 exons. Gene Ontology annotation, molecular function: protein binding. Lineage: Eukaryota; Metazoa; Chordata; Amphibia; Anura; Bombinatoridae. The coding region runs from base 1 to 663 and encodes 220 amino acids. The record is from RefSeq and is a predicted model, not a curated record.